AUGGUGAGAUUUAUCAAUACCCUGCUUCUCGGCGCGGCCAGCGCCCUCGCCUUCCCCAACUCCCACCUCGUCGAGAGGGACGAGCCCCAAGCCCAAUUCCAAGACGGCCAACCCAUUGGCCACGGAAAGGAGCUCCUUUGGUUGGUACGAAAAACGUGCGGCACCAAUGAGUACAUUGACAAGCAGAACCCCGAUAACUUGGGUCAGCAGGCGACGGAUAGCGGUCUCGUGCCGAACCUGAAGUGGAGGUUUUCCGACUCCAAGAGCAGAAACUACCCCGGAGGAUGGCUCCGCACCCAGGUCAAGCAGGAUCUCCCGGAGAGCCACGACAUCGCUGCUGCUCAACAGCACUUGUCCAAGGGUGCCAUCCGAGAGCCUCACUGGCACAAGAACGCCGAAUGGGGCUUUGUCUAUGCCGGAUCCGUCCUCAUUUCCAUCAUUGACGAGGAGGGCGCCACCCAGCUCGAGACCCUCAACUACGGCGAUAUCUGGUACUUCCCCAAGGGUACCGCCCACACAGUCCAGGGUCUCGAGGACGAGAACGAGUUUCUCUUGGUGUUUGACAACGCCGACUUUGAUUCCGCGGGCAACACCUUCAACGUCGCCGACUGGCUCUCCCGCACGCCCAAGGACGUCCUCGCCCGCAACUUUGGCGUAGACGAGUCCGUGUUCGACGACAUCCCCAAGACCACGCCCAACAUCCUCAAGGGCACGCCCAGCACCCGCAACGUGACCGCCGGCGCGGGCGGCUACGCCACCGGCGACCACUCGUACAUCUACCGCACCCUCCAGCACGACCCGGAGCCCGUGCCCGGCAACGGCGGCACCUUUUACAAGAUCGACUCGACCAACUUCCCCGUGAGCACCACGAUCGCUGCUACCUUUGUCACUCUGAAGCCUGGUGGCCUCCGUGAGCUGCACUGGCACCCCAACGUCGAGGAGUGGCUGUACUUCCACUCGGGCGAAGCCCGCGCCACCGUUUUCACGGGCAACGGCAACUCGCGCACGUUUGACUUCCAUGCUGGUGACACUGCUGUGUUCCCCGACAACUCUGGUCACUACAUCGAGAACACCUCCGAGACCGAAGACCUUGUCUGGAUCGAGAUUUACAACUCGGACCGCGUCGUGGACAUUGCUCUCGGCGAGUGGCUCGCCCUCACCCCCGCCGACAUCGUCGCGCAGUCCCUCAACGUCCCCAUUGAGUUCGUUGAGAAGCUUAAGCGCGAGAAGCAAGUGCUUGUCGCAUAA
Molecule: messenger RNA, 1248 nt
Organism: Parascedosporium putredinis
Lineage: Eukaryota; Fungi; Ascomycota; Sordariomycetes; Microascales; Microascaceae
Source: the annotation of a GenBank genome assembly